AUGGCUAGCGGUUUGCGGAUUCUCGUCCCUGUUAAGAGGGUCAUUGACUAUGCGAUCAAACCCCGAAUCAACAAGGCCCAAACCGGCGUCGAGACCGCUGGUGUCAAGCACUCCCUCAACCCAUUCGACGAGCUCUCCGUUGAGGAAGCCGUGCGUCUCCGCGAACGCAAGGGCCCGCUAAAGGUCGACAACAUUCUUGCUCUCUCCGCCGGCGGACCGAAAUGCGCCGACACCCUUCGCACCGCGAUGGCCAUGGGCGCCGACCGUGCCUUCCACAUUGACGUGCCCGACAGCAACGACGGCGGCCUAGAGCCAUUGACCGUUGCGAAGACGCUGCGUGCUGUUGUGGAGAAGGAGAACAUCAACUUGGUGCUGCUUGGAAAGCAGGCUAUUGACGGUGACCAGGGGCAGACGGGUCAGAUGCUGGCGGGUCUCCUGGGCUGGCCGCAGGCAACGCAAGCCAGCAAGGUUGACGUCAAGGAUGAUCAGGGGACCGUUGAGAUUACGCACGAAGUCGAUGGCGGUGUUGAGACGCUCAAGGCUAAGCUGCCGCUGGUUAUUACGACUGACCUGCGACUGAACGAGCCGCGGUAUGCCAGUCUGCCUAACAUCAUGAAGGCGAAGAAGAAGCCUCUGGAAAAGAAGACUCUUGCGGACUUUGGUGUGGAGGAUAAGAAGCGUUUGAAGACGUUGAAGGUUACGGAACCCCCGACCCGACAGGGUGGUGGCAAGGUCGAGGAUGUCGAUGGUCUGAUCGGAAAGCUGAAGGAGCUCGGAGCUUUGUGA
Messenger RNA from Aspergillus puulaauensis, 786 nucleotides. RefSeq names its product electron transfer flavoprotein subunit beta/FixA family protein. The record is from RefSeq and is a predicted model, not a curated record. The coding region runs from base 1 to 786 and encodes 261 amino acids. NCBI's taxonomy places the organism in Eukaryota, Fungi, Ascomycota, Eurotiomycetes, Eurotiales, Aspergillaceae. Gene Ontology annotation, cellular component: cytosol. The transcript is spliced from 3 exons. Gene Ontology annotation, molecular function: electron transfer activity.